This is a messenger RNA of Marasmius oreades (fairy-ring Marasmius), 2069 nucleotides long. RefSeq lists its product as uncharacterized. NCBI's taxonomy places the organism in Eukaryota, Fungi, Basidiomycota, Agaricomycetes, Agaricales, Marasmiaceae. The record is from RefSeq and is a predicted model, not a curated record. The transcript has 23 exons. Gene Ontology annotation, biological process: carbohydrate transport; transmembrane transport. Gene Ontology annotation, molecular function: carbohydrate:proton symporter activity. Bases 247 to 1884 code for a protein of 545 amino acids. Gene Ontology annotation, cellular component: membrane.
UUCGAAUCCGACGCGUCGCCUCGUUCUCCAGACUCCAGCUCUGAAACACCCUUGAUCAAAGGAGAAACGGCAACCCCACAGGUUUGGGGAUGACCGCGCUAACCGUCGCGCGGAGUAAUUGGGGAUCAACUGUACCCGCUUCUCGCGUUCAGAUUUAAAAAAAUGAGCGCAACCACCUGACUGCCACUGGCCAGUAGCAGAUAAAGCCCCAUCAGUGGCUUUCCCUUUCCCGCUCCAACCUUCACUAUGGCUCCUCUAACUGUGACUACCGAUCGUCGAAAAGCUUUGGCAGGGCAGUCAGGAUGGUCGGGAUUGGUAAAAAACCGCAGGGUCUUUGUCACUGCUGUAUUUGCUUCACUGGGUGGAUUACUUUACGGUUAUAACCAGGGUGUGUUUUCUGGGGUACUCCCCAUGAAAUCGUUCGUCAACAGGAUGGGAGAUGCCGCAACGAAUGACAGCAAGAAAGGUUGGCUUGUUGCCAUACUUGAAUUGGGGGCGUGGUUUGGAGUUCUUCUCACCGGUUAUCUGGCCGACAAGUUAUCGCGGAAGUACACCAUCUUCUUAGCCGUUGUCGUCUUUUGCGUUGGAGUGAUUGUUCAGACCACUGCAAAAGCUGCCGAUUCUAUUUACGGUGGCCGUUUUGUAACCGGUCUCGGCGUUGGUUCUCUCAGCAUGUGUGUUCCUCUCUACAAUGCAGAGCUUGCGCCUCCCGAAGUGAGAGGGAGUCUUGUUGCCCUUCAACAACUCGCUAUCACGUUCGGGAUCAUGAUCUCAUUCUGGAUAGAUUAUGGAACAAACUUCAUCGGCGGAACCGGAGACACGCAGCACGAAGCCGCUUGGAGAAUUCCUUUGGCUCUCCAGCUCGUUCCUGCCGUCGUACUUGGAGCUGGAAUCUUGUUCAUGCCCUUUUCCCCUAGGUGGCUUGUCAAUCAAGGACGGGAAGACGAAGCUCUUGUCGUUCUUUCCAAGGCUCGCCGCCUUCCACCUGACAACGAAUUGGUCCAAAUCGAAUUUUUGGAGAUCAAAGCACAACAUCUUUUCGAAAAAGAAACUUCGGAAGCUCGAUUUCCUCAAUACCAGGAUGGCACCUUCGCUUCAAACUUUAAACUCGGCCUUCAUGGAUAUCUCAGUCUCAUCACUAAUAAGGCUUUGUUCUGGCGAAUUGCAGUCGGGUCCUUAACCAUGUUUUUCCAACAAUGGACGGGUGUCAAUGCCGUUCUUUACUAUGCGCCAUCGAUAUUCCAGUCUCUCGGGUUGACCGGUACUACAAUAUCACUCCUAGCGACUGGAGUCGUUGGUAUUGCAAUGUUCCUGGCCACGAUCCCGGCUGUAAUUUGGGUCGACCAACUUGGACGUAAACCAGUUUUAGUCUCCGGUGCAUUCCUCAUGGCUGCUUGUCACUUCAUUAUUGCGGCGCUAAGUGGUAGCUUUGAAAAGUCUUGGGACAGCCACGUCGCUGCGGGUUGGGUUGCGUGUGCUCUGGUUUGGCUAUUCGCUAUUGGUUUCGGCUACAGUUGGGGACCUUGUGCGUGGAUCAUUGUGGCGGAAAUUUAUCCUUUGAGUGUCAGAGGGAAGGGGCUAUCCAUCGCUGCUUCGUCAAACUGGAUGAACAACUUCAUCGUUGGUCAAGUAACACCAUCCAUGAUCAAGAAUAUCAGAUACGGUACCUUUAUAUUUUUUGGGGCCUUUUCUUUGCUUGGGGGUCUAUUCAUUCUCUUCUUCGUUCCGGAAACCAAAGGUGUCUCCCUCGAGGAAAUGGAAGAGGUAUUCGGUGGUAACACUGGGCUCGCGCGUGAAGAUCAACAACGCCUCGAUACCAUCAAUGCACGCCUGGGACUUGUUCAGAAUGUGGAGGAGGAUAAAGGGUCCCUUGAGAAAGCUUGAAUCGAGAACCUUCAUUUCGUAGUGCGGAUCUCGAGUUUCGAUCAGUUUCAUUUCACGUUUACGAUUGUAGCCUAUGAAGACUGUUUUUUUUUCUCGUCCUAAUUUAAGUAAUCUAGGGCAGAUGUCAGUCAUGAAUUGCCCACAUGAGCAUGAAUGGACCUCUGGCCCGAAUUUGACGAGGGGGG